CCAGUUGGCUAUCUGCGCUCCGUGUCAGCAGAGCAUACGAAUCCGGAACGGGUUUCGCCUGCGUUCAGUAACCCCAGACCCUUGAAAGCGUUUAGCUGGGGACUAAUAAACAGAUUUUGAGAACCUGCUGGCGAUUAAACGCCUCCAUAAAUGUGGGAUUCCUCAGAUAUGCGCUUAUCACAGCACUGCGAACGCCGCUAAAUUUUGGACCGCUGAAGGCUGAUAACGGCAGCAUGGAUUUCGAGGAGAUUCUGGCCAAGUGCGGCAACAACAGUCGUUAUCAGUUCGUGCUGCUGGCGCUUUAUGGCUACCUGAUGGUCGUCAUAUCCAUGCACUAUUUCUCGCAAAACGUCAUCAGUUUUGUGCCCGAUCAUUGGUGCUAUCACGAGCAGCUGGAGAACCGCACUUUCGCUGAAAUCGAGGAGAUAUAUUCGCAGUUCGAAAAGCCCUCGUGCACGAGACUGGAGAAGAUUGAUGAGCAUGGACAGAAUCACACGCUCAGUACGGAGCGCUGCAAUCGGUGGAUCUAUAAGUACGACUUUGGGUAUAAAAGUAUGAAUACAGAGCUAAACUGGGUCUGCGAUGAGGCAUAUAAAGCACGAGUGGGUCAGUCGCUUUUCUUUGUGGGCUCGGUAUGCGGUACUUUGGCUUUCGGCCUACUUGGUGAUCGACUAGGACGCAUAAAGGCCUUGAUUUUGGCCAACUGGUGUGGCUUCUUGGGCGAUUUCUCAACGAUAUUCGCCGACAGCCUAACUUCGUUCUCGAUUAGCCGUUUUAUAUCCGGAUUGGCGGCCGAUGCCAACUCCUAUCUCAUGUACAUACUGAUUCUUGAAUACGUUUCACCCUCAUUGAGGAAUGUCGGCCUUAAUACAGUCUUGGGCAGUUUUUACUGUCUUGGUCUGAUCGGAGCCUGCUGGCUAGCCGUUUGGGUGGGCCACUGGCGCAUCUUCCUGGCUUGCUCCUCGGUUCCUCUGCUGCUGGUUACCCUGUUCUACUUCCUCGUCCAGGAGAGCGCGCAGUGGCUGGUCACGCGAAACGAUGUUGAUGGAGCCAUUCGGCGAUUGCAGCGCGUGGCCAGGAUCAAUCGCCGCCAGGUGGCCGACGAGGACUUUAAGGACUUUCGCAGCUACUGUGAGCAGCACUAUCGCAAGGAUAACGACAGGGAGGAGCACGCAAAGUUGCUGGACAUGCUGAAAACGCCGCGCAUGCGCAGCACAGCACUCAAGCUGCUUCUCAUUUUCAUAAUCAUCGUGCCCUGCUACAACGUCAUCGCCCGCAAUGUAGAAGGUCUGGGCAUUUCGCCCUUCAUCAUGUUCUCCCUGAACGCGCUGACCCUGCCGCCCUCGGGUUAUCUACAGGGUCUGCUCCAGGAUCGGAUGGGACGCAAGGCCACCUCGGUGGGUUGGAUGGUCAUAACUGGAGUACUUGCGGUCGCUGCUGGUCUGGUGAUAUCGCAAGGAAGCAAUCAAAAUGUAGUGCUGCUGGUGGGUCUAACUAUGGCGGCCAGAUUUGGGGUCUCCACUGCCGAUGGUGCCUGUUCCCAGUUCUCCACGGAACUAAUCCCCACCAGCGUGCGGGGAAGCGGCGUGGCAGUGGUGCACGUGGCUGGAUUUGCCGCCUCCUUCCUCUCUCCGUAUAUCCUUCACCUGGGCACCUACUUCAGGCCAGCUCCCUCGAUUAUUUUGGCCCUACUCUUUCUAUCCGGAGCUUAUGUGUGCCUGCUGCUGCCAGAGACUCGCAAUAAAAAACUUCCAAUGUCCUUGGCCGAAGGAGAGGAGUUCGGGCGGGGAGAGGGCAUAUUUGAUUUCCUCAGUCAAAUGCUUAAGAGGAAAGGCAGUAAAUCAGAGGUUGAAAUGGGUCCCACGAUUGUGGAGGAGGACACUCUGAUCAAUAAACCUGCUUAGCAGUAAAUGCUGUCGUUGAAUAAAAUAUAAGUAAUUCGAAAACAUAUCUGAUU
Molecule: messenger RNA, 1957 nt
Organism: Drosophila erecta
Lineage: Eukaryota; Metazoa; Arthropoda; Insecta; Diptera; Drosophilidae
Product: organic cation transporter protein
Exons: 4
Coding region: 234-1904 (556 amino acids)
Biological process (GO): transmembrane transport
Cellular component (GO): membrane
Molecular function (GO): transmembrane transporter activity
Source: RefSeq, a predicted model, not a curated record